Molecule: messenger RNA, 2656 nt
Organism: Fundulus heteroclitus (mummichog)
Lineage: Eukaryota; Metazoa; Chordata; Actinopteri; Cyprinodontiformes; Fundulidae
Product: N-acylneuraminate cytidylyltransferase-like
Exons: 8
Coding region: 471-1751 (426 amino acids)
Molecular function (GO): N-acylneuraminate cytidylyltransferase activity
Source: RefSeq, a predicted model, not a curated record
AGUCUAUCCCACACAAUCAGUAUUCUGCAUAGUAACACGCAAGCAUUGACCUUGCGAUCAGCAAACAGUGGAUCUCAUACACAGCCGUCAUGUCUGCAAGCCUCCUAUGUCCGAGUGGCGUGAGGCCACAGUGACUGUAGGAUAAGAAUCCAACGACAGAGACACGUUUCAUUUCAGAGAUAGGCAUCUGUCAAUAUUCCUGAAACUGUUUUAUCCUAACCGGUUCAGAGAGAAGGAAGUUCCAGCUGGCUUUGUGCCAACAGUAGUGCCAACAAUAGUGUGAUGCAUCAAAGGGGAGUGCUAGUUCACCACAGAGAGGCAGGGACACCAAUGCCACGUAUUCACACUUAUAGCAUAGUAACACCUGCCGGUCUGAUCAUUUGAACAGGCAUUUCAUAGGGAAGCUGGUUUGACUCCCGGAGCUCCACCAAGUCCUGUUUUUCACCCAUUUAGUUACAGUUAAGCUCCACAUGGCAGCCAGAAAUCAAGCCUCCCAUGAUGAAAACGGCCGGCAGGACGGGACCAUCUCCAAGAGGAGUGACAGCAGACACCUGGCUGCUCUGGUUCUGGCCAGAGGGGGAAGCAAGGGGAUCCCUCUGAAGAACAUCAAGAUGCUGGCUGGGGUGCCCCUCCUGGGAUGGGUGCUGAGAGCGGCCAUCGACUCAGAGAUGUUUGACAGUGUCUGGGUGUCAACAGAUCACGAUGAAAUUGAAAAAGUGGCCAAAUCGUGGGGUGCCAAAGUCCACCGGAGAAGUCCCGAGGUCUCCAAGGACAGCUCUUCAUCAGUGGAAACCAUUCAGGAAUUUCUCAGGCACAACACAGAGGUAGACGUGGUCUGUCACAUCCAGUGCACAUCUCCGUGCCUCCAUCCAUCCCACUUACAAGAGGCCUUAAAGAAGAUCAUAGAGGACGGCUAUGACUCCGUCUUCUCGGUGGUCCGGAGACACCAGUUCCGCUGGAAGGAGGUCAAGCAGGGCAGUGAUGAACUUACUCAUCCCUUCAAUCUGGUUCCUUCAAAGCGACCCCGCCGUCAGGACUGGGAUGGAGAGCUGUGUGAGAACGGCUCGUUUUACAUCGGGACCAGGGACCUUAUCUUAAAAGAAAAUUCAACGCAGGGCAGAAAGGUGGCCUACUUUGAGAUGGAGCCAGAGCACAGCGUGGACAUAGAUGUGGACAUUGACUGGCCGGUGGCCGAGGAGAGAGUUCUCAGGUUUGGCUACUUUGGUCGGGGAGUGUCCGUAAUGUUCUGCAGGGUUUCCAGAUGUUUGACCGAUGGAAAGGUGUUUCUGUCCCCAUCUGGAGAAGACAUGGUGUCUUUUCACACUAGAGACACUACAGGCCUCAGGAUGCUGCAGAACGAUGGCGUUGAGGUGGUGCUGCUGACCUCCAGUGAGGACCCGGUGACCCAGUCAAUGGCUGACAAACUGAAGAAAAUGAUUGGCUGUGAGGUCAUGGAUGUGGGGGAGGAGCCACUGAAGGAUGUGCAGUCAGUGGUGGAGAAGAAGAGGCUCGACUGGAAGGAUGUGGCCUACAUGGGUAAUGACUCAGCAGAUGCCACCUGUCUGAACUUGGCGGGUCUGAGCGCAGUACCUGCAGACGCUCCGAAGGACGCAGCUGAUUCUGCCAAGUACACCUGCCGCCAAGCGGGAGGGAUGGGAGCUGUGAGGGAGUUUGCUGAACACGUACUCCUGCAGAAAGAAAAGGCCAAAACCCAGAUGAAGCAGGACAGGAUCGACCGCAAUAACUUCUAAAGCGUGGAAGGAGAGAUUUGGAAACAUGAAGUCAGACAAUACCGGUUCACGAAAGAAAAGCUGCAAUAUAGCAGAGGAGGGUAAAAGAAAGGGGCUAUGAGGACAAGUUGUCUGCUGUAAAAAUGAGAAAUCUCCAUGGUUGUUCUCCACAUUGACUAUAUGGGCAUUUGGCAGGAUGACAUCAGAAAGGACGGAGCCCAAGCACAAGAUAAAAUAUAACACUUAUACCUCAGUCCUGCCUUAAUUUAAGGUUUCUAUGGAUUCCUUAGAUGUGCAUUUGGUUUAUCGGGUCUGCAUUCCUGCCUUCUGCUGAAAAUAGAGAGACUAUUUUGAGUGCUUUGUGUUGAGCUGGAUUUGAUUGGGAGCAACAGAAGAAAAAGUUCUCAGGGUUCAAUUCAAACAAAAAACAGCCACUGGGUAAGCAAACACUAUAUUUACCAGACUCUUUAAUAGAUUUAUCUGGCCUUAAAAACAACUAUCCUUCUAAUAACGAUUAGUUAAAGAAGAUUUAAUGACUUCCAACAUCAGGAAUUGAAGGAAAAAAAGGUUACAUUUAUUUUAAAAAAUCUAACUUCUAAGGGGAAAAGAGGUUCAUUUAAACAUUUAACAUUGGGACAUUUAAUUUUUUUUACAUUGUUUCCCUGACAUAAGUCUGUUGUGAAAACGGUUUCAUGAAAGGUGUGUGUAGACUAAUGCUAAACCUUUUAUUAAAUAUAAUUUAUUGAUUCAUAAGGCUUGGUAAAGGAACAUAUUUAGAUUUAAGGUAAAGGUGCUUCUUUUUCUCUAGUUUUGUGUUUGUUUUCCAUCUGUUUCAAAUGUUUUGUAUCAGAAGGACUAAUUGAACGGUUCCAGUCAUGGUACUGUUUAGAUGUAUUGAGAGGUUGAAAUAAAAAUGUUCACUUAAA